This is a messenger RNA of Cordyceps militaris CM01, 2202 nucleotides long. RefSeq names its product tRNA-dihydrouridine synthase 3. The coding region runs from base 1 to 2202 and encodes 733 amino acids. NCBI's taxonomy places the organism in Eukaryota, Fungi, Ascomycota, Sordariomycetes, Hypocreales, Cordycipitaceae. The transcript is spliced from 3 exons. Gene Ontology annotation, molecular function: flavin adenine dinucleotide binding; RNA binding; tRNA dihydrouridine synthase activity. Gene Ontology annotation, biological process: tRNA processing. The record is from RefSeq and is a predicted model, not a curated record.
AUGACGGACCAGGUCGCGCAAAACGCUACUUCUGAUCAGUCCACCAACGGGCGACCAGUCUCCCCGAUUGAGGAACCUGCCGCCAAAAGACAAAGGGUCGAAGAGUCGACGACAGCUGAAGCUCCGGUUGAUCAAAACGUCACCGCUCAGAAUGGUGCUGCUACACAAGACAACGGCUCUAUAAAAAAGCUGGAUGAUAGAGACAAUAGAGAUAAGGGAUAUGCCCCCAUUAAGAAAGAGUAUCUGAUUGACGCCGCUGAUCUUCGCGGUCAGGCAGAAGAGGCCCCUGCCGACGAUGACGCCGCCGAGGGUCGUGAAGGCGGAGACGACAGGGACGGCGGCGGCAAGCGUGGAAAGAAGAAAAAGGCCAAGGGUCAAAACACGGAGCGUUCCUUUGGCAAGUUUGACGACGCUUUGCCCCUCUGCAACAGCCGCGCCUUUUCCCCCGAGUUUUCACCCCGCGAGUGCCGCUUCGGCGACCGCUGCCGCCUGUGCCACGACAUCCGCCAGUAUCUCGCCGAGGGUCGCCGCGGCGACGUCGAGACCUUUGAGGGCAAGUGCCCCGUGUUUUCCCAGCACGGCCGAUGCCCGUCUGGCUGGAAGUGCCGCUUCGUGCGCAGCCACAUGGAGGAGAUUACGCGUGCCGACGGCCGCAAAGAGCUGGUCCUGGUGGAUAAGUCGGGCCGCGACGGCGAGACCAACGAGGACGGCGGUGCUGAUGUCGACGACGCGCGACCCGACGUCGUGAACAUUGUACCCAUGUCGGUCAAGAUCGACAUGAACCGCAAGCGCCUCGACUUUGGCGAUGCUGAAAAGUACAUUGCCUGGAUGGACGCCGAGUCCAAAAUCAAUCAAAAGAACCAUCACCGGCGCAAGGACGAAGCAGGCGAAGAAGAAACGGCCACCGCCGAGGACAACCGCGCACAGUAUGUCGACCCGCCGUUUUUGCCGUCCGAGAAGCGGCGCCUGUACUUUGGCCGCGAGACGCCGACGCUCGCGCCGCUGACGACGCAAGGCAACCUGCCGUUUCGGCGGCUGUGCGUCGAGCUGGGGUGCCAGCUGACGUACUCGGAGAUGGCGCUGGGCAUGCCGCUACUGCAGGGCGUCAAGGCGGACUGGACACUCAUGAAGGCGCACACGUCGGAGACGGUACCGCCCACCUACACGAGCACGGUGCCCCUGUACGAUCACGCGCGCGACCUUCGCUUUGGCGCGCAAAUCUCGGGCAGCGCGCACUGGGUCACGACCAAGGCGGCCAGCGCGCUCGCGCGCUUCUGCCCGCACCUACGCCUCAUCGACCUCAACUGCGGCUGCCCGAUUGACAUGGUGUACAAGUCAGGCGGCGGGUCCGCGCUGCUCGAGUCCCACGGCAAGCUGGAGCGCAUGAUUCGCGGCAUGAACGCCGUCUCGGGCGAGGUGCCCAUCACCGCCAAGAUCCGCACCGGCGUGCGCAGCUCCCGUCCGACGGCGCCCACCGUCAUUGACCGGCUCGCCUUCGGCUCCAAGGAGCACCGCGCGCGCCUCGGCGCCCCCGGCUGUGCCGCCAUCACUCUCCACGGCCGCAGCCGCGAGCAGCGCUACACCAAGCUCGCCGACUGGGGCUACAUUGGCGAGUGCGCGGCGCUCAUCCGCGCGCACAACGCGACGCGCGACGCCCUCGCCGACACGGCCGCUGAGCCCGACGCCCGCACGCAGGCCGCCGCCGGCCGCCUCUUCUUCCUCGGCAACGGCGACUGCUACUCGCACGUCGACUACCACCGCAACAUUGACGAGGCGCGCGUCGACACCGUCAUGAUUGGCCGCGGCGCCCUCGUCAAGCCCUGGCUCUUUGAGGAGAUUGAAAAGGGCCAGUACCUCGACAAGUCGGCGUCGGAGCGCCUCGCGUACAUAGAAAAGUUUGCCCGCUACGGCCUCGAGGCCUGGGGCUCCGACGAGCUCGGACUAGGCUUCACACGGCGCUUCCUGCUCGAGUGGCUGAGCUUUGCCCACCGCUACGUGCCGAUUGGCUUGCUCGAGCGGCUGCCGCCGAGCAUCAAUGAGCGGCCGCCCGCGUACCGCGGUCGCAACGACCUCGAGACGCUCUUGGCAUCGCCCAACUACAAGGACUGGAUCAAGAUUUCAGAAAUGUUCCUCGGUCCUUGCCAUCCUGGGUUCCAGUUUAUGCCCAAGCACAAGUCCAACUCGUACGAGGCCGAGGGUUAA